GAAGAGAUCCGCUCUGACUUGGACUGCCUCGUCCCUUCCCAUGUAGCCUCUCCCGGAGACAGCGGGACAUCCCUUCCGAUCAGCCCCGAGAGAAAACCCAGUUCACGUUAAUCCUGAUCUGAGAACAGAAGGGUAACAGUCAUCACAAGGUGUCGCAGUAUGCCAGCAGCUUUAUGGAAACUCACCUUUGCCUGCUAGGUCCCAUUCAUUGAUUUACACACGCACAAAGUCAGCAAACAUGUCAGAACUCAACCCUACCUCUGGACUAUCAGCAGAUAUUGAAAAUGGGACCUUUCUGGAACUGUAUCCCACAUCUCUCUCAACAUCGAUGGAUUCAUCUUCGGGACGCAUGUCUAAUGUCUAUGUCUAUGUUUCAAUAUUCCUCAGCCUCUUGGCUUUCCUCCUGUUGCUGUUAAUCAUUGCUCUUCAGAGGCUGAAAAAUAUCAUCUCCUCCAGCUCUUCCUAUCCAGAAUAUACUAGCGAUGCCGGGAGUUCCUUCACCAACUUAGAAGUUUGUAGCAUUUCUUCCCAGCGGUCUGCUUUUUCAAAUCUGUCUUCAUGA
Gekko japonicus is the source of this 562-nucleotide messenger RNA. RefSeq names its product serine-rich and transmembrane domain containing 1 (gene SERTM1). The record is from RefSeq and is a predicted model, not a curated record. Lineage: Eukaryota; Metazoa; Chordata; Lepidosauria; Squamata; Gekkonidae. Gene Ontology annotation, cellular component: intracellular membrane-bounded organelle. The transcript is spliced from 2 exons. The coding region runs from base 239 to 562 and encodes 107 amino acids.